This is a messenger RNA of Emericellopsis cladophorae, 1857 nucleotides long. RefSeq lists its product as uncharacterized. The transcript has a single exon. The record is from RefSeq and is a predicted model, not a curated record. The coding region runs from base 1 to 1857 and encodes 618 amino acids. Lineage: Eukaryota; Fungi; Ascomycota; Sordariomycetes; Hypocreales; Bionectriaceae.
AUGAGUGGGCCGAUUGCGAGCAACAUUGCGCCAACAACGCCCCCUCGCGCGAGCUUCGGGGUCGAGCUGGAGUUCCUGGUGGCGGAGAGGAAGUAUGCACGGGACAAGGACCCUGAUAGUGGCGUCGCUCAUUGCUUGCCCCCGUUGUACGACCGCGGCGAGUCUCGUGGCGUCAUGAUCGAGCUGUUCAAAGACAAGGGCAUUCCCCUCCGUGAGCAUGGGGACCCUCCUGCCAAGGGCUGGCUCAUUGAAUGCGACCCGACCUGUGCGGAGCCCCGUGAGCAAGGCUACGCGUGGGAAGAGUUCGAGAUCUCGAGCCCGGCAACCUUUGCCCGGGAGGCCGCCUUUCUCAUGAUUCGCCUCGUGGUUAGUCUCAUCACGUCCCACUUUCGAUGCCGCGUCAACGCCUCCACUGGCUUUCACGUGCAUGUCGGCAACGGCUACAACAGGAUCCCUCUGCAGGUGGCGCGCAAUUUCGCCUCGCUCUGGUGGGCUGUUGAGCCUUUGCUGUCCAUCUUGCACCCUCCCGAGCGCGCCUUUGGCGCGCCCUUUGGCAACGGCUUCUCAGACUCUACCCGCCGCCUCAACCUCUCGCGUGUCAAUCAGAACAAAUCGGCUAAGGAUGCCGCCACGGCCAUAUGGAGCUUCAAGCACUUUGAACGUGGUAGGGAGAGGUUCAUGGGUGAGUUGGUCCAGGCGGUAGACACGGAGCCAGGCAGGACCUCGUUCCGGCAUCCACCAGUUCCAGUUGAUCACUGGCUAUCGGGCCGCCACGAGGCCUUCUUUGGGCCAGCUAACAUCCCCAACCCCAGCUCCAACGCCGAGCAGCACCAGGCGGAGCUUGAGAACCCCGAGGUCAACCCUCGCUUGAAGUCUUCCAGCCGUGGGCCAACAGAGAUCCCCCGUGCCCUGGGAGGUGCACCCGCCGCGGCAUCUCUCGUCCGUCGCUUUCGGCCGACAAAUACCACGCACAGCAUGAAAGACUUCAUGCUGACGCCUAUGCCUGAACGAUCGGACCCAGUCAAGCCGGAGGACUAUGGACGAUUUGUGCCGUUCCGCAAGAACGUCUGGUCGGCCAUCCAGGAACUCGUGUCCUGUGAUAGGGGCACCCAACAGCUAGCCGAGCUGCUCAUGCCGCCCAUGAACAACAAGUACGUUAACUUCAACUGGCUCUUUUACACAUCCGGUAUCUUCCCCCUUGAGUGUCCCGUGCCGGACUCAUACCUGGAGCCCGAGGGGCAGGAGAUGCGCCGUCAGGAGAUGCGCCGUCAGAUGUGGCCGCAGGAGGAACCCCACGGCGCCUUUGCCUCGACGCCCGCGCCACCCGAAAUGUCACGCAACACGGUUGAGAUGCGCGAGGCCAUGGGCUCUCUGGAUCCAACCUGGAUUGUCACCUGGGCCAAGAUCUGCGUCGGCCUGUACGAGUUUAGCCAGAACGCCGAUCCGGCGCAUCUCAUGCAGAUCAUCCACCGCUGCGUCGAGAGCGUCGAGGACCGCUCCAUCUACGAUAUCGUCGAUUUCCUCGGUGACGUUGGUCUGUGGGCGGAGGCGCGUGUCUGCGAGGAUCGUCUGCGCCGGGCCGAGGAGGCUUGGUUUGAGUGCAUGAUUCUGCAGCCGGGGGGACCUGAUCGGCAGGGGAAGAAGAAUAGAGAGGGAGCAAAUUGUCUGCAGAAACCCGUGGAUUGGGUCGCUCGACAUGCGAGAAACCUGUUUACGCCGCGCCAGGGCGACAAUGUUCGUGAGCCGGGUGCGCCGCGACCAGCUACCCCUGGGCCCGCUGGGUCUUUGCAAGGUAAUUCGUUUGCCUCGUCGUCUCAAGCUAAUCCACCUAGACAGGAGCGUUUUGUCAUUGACUAG